Molecule: messenger RNA, 2054 nt
Organism: Marasmius oreades (fairy-ring Marasmius)
Lineage: Eukaryota; Fungi; Basidiomycota; Agaricomycetes; Agaricales; Marasmiaceae
Exons: 10
Coding region: 827-1948 (373 amino acids)
Source: RefSeq, a predicted model, not a curated record
ACAGGUGUUCAACCACCGGCUUUAAAACCGUAUCUUUACUCGUAAUAUUCGAUGGUCUCGAGCUCGAGCAGAAAGAAUCGAAGUCCAGCUCAACAAUUGGAAUCCAGUAAGAGCGACCCAGCUUGGCAGAUUAUGAGAUUUGAACACUCAAUCUUAUGAUAAGCACUGGGAAGUUGGGACCUUAUAACUAUCUCUCUGAUGAAUUACAGAAUGCACCCCACGUCUUCUGUAUACUCGCAAAGACGAUGAUGCUGUUUGAAACGUGAUGUCAGGCUCUAAACAUAUCUUACCAUCGCGCUCGCGAAAAUUACGGUCGUCAUGCACGACAGUUUGCAUCUAGAAUCCGUUGUGAGGCUCAGGAUUGGCUAGUAAUGGAAGAUUGAAGGUCCAAAUUUACAACAAGACUUGUACGACAAUCUGACGCCACACACUGCGUAAAGAGUGACGUUCCACUCGUUUCAUACGUUUCAUUCAUCCUUUUUUCACAAAUCACCAUAUGUAGCCAGCUUCCAUUCCAUUCCAUUCUUCCGAUCGUCGGCUCAGUAUAAAGAUUUCCCCUCAAAAACGUCCAAUGAGGAAAGCGGUUCACCCGGAAGGUGUGAGCGGACUCCACCAACUAUGAUUUAUUUUUUACGACAAUCAUGGGGUUGAUGUCACUUCGUACGCAAGUUGUACGGUCAUGGAAAUUCCAGUCGAUCCAUCGCGGAGGAAGGAGUAGGGACGAUGACCAGCUACGUGAUGGAAGGAUGGAGAUUAGCACCGAACCUUUUGCUGGUAUAUAAAAUGACACCAGUUCAACUCUUUUUUUUUCGUCGUGGUUUCACUAAUGCGUUCAUCGACAUCUGCCAUAAACCUUGUGCUUGCCAGUGUGCUCGCUUUCGCCCCAUUUCCAGUGGCCAGAACGGCACCUGCGACUCGGAAUGAUACACCUGCACAAUCUCAACCGUUCACGCCUUCCGGAGGUCUCAACACGAACUCCACCCCUCCUGUCUACGCUCCCAUGAGCGACUUCGACUUCCAAUCUCUCAAUCUGGCUCUGAACCAGGAAUACAUCGAGCUAGAUCUCUUCCAUUUCGGUCUAGCGCAGUUCUCUGUCGAGGAGUUUGAGGCUACUGGGUUGGAUGCUGAAGAUCGUUACUUGAUUCAGUACAUGGCUGACCAAGAAGUGGGCCAUGCCCUGAUGAUUUCGAACAUGCUUGGUGCCAACGCCGCGAAACCUUGUAACUAUAGUUACCCUUUCACCGACGUACGAGGAUUUCUCGACUUUUCUCAAAAGAUCACCCGAUACGGUGAAGCUGGCACUGUUGGAUUCAUGGAACAUCUCAAUUCGCGCGCCGCUGCACAAAUGCUCUCGCAAACUGUUACUGUUGAGGCUAGGCAACAGCUAAUUUUCAGACAGUUCGAGGGGUUGUUCCCUAUGCCUGAAUGGUUCAUUCCCGGCAUUACACAAUCCAUGCACUGGUCGCUUCUUUCCAACUCUAUCACCAGCUGUCCGAAGGAGAAUCCACGGGUUGAGUGGCAGAAUUUCCCCGGUUUGAACAUCACGAAUAACCCUGCACCGAACGAGCAAAAUCUCACUGCAGGAAUCUCUAACAACGUGACGGCUUUAUCUGAGCCAGGUCGCAAUUUGACCUUAACUUGGGAGGUGCCUGGGAAGAUUACUGGUCCUGAUGGGCUUUACAAAACUAACACUACCGCCGGUGCACCGCAGUUCGUCGCUUGGAUCUCGCAACUCAACACUACCUACACGCCCUUAACUAACAUAUCGGGCAAUAGUGGGACAACUAUACAGCCAGGUGGAAGAAUAUUUGGUGAUGGUACUGCACCUCUCAUCAACGGCACAGUAUUCGUUGUGGUCACGGAUGAAGAUGUCUUUGUGACUCCUCACAACUUAUCAAUGUUGAACCCACACGUCGUCGCUGGACCAGCUAUCUACCAAUCUGGUUGAGGGGGGUGUUGAAGUUAUUAGUGAACAGAACAAUUCUGUCUACGUAAAAUGUGUAUUAUAUGAUUUUCGCUUAGGUACAUACUAGCAACCUUAGAAUCAAUCUCAG